AUGGCAGCAGCAAAUCGUUCAUCACUUUCCGCGGCGACCCAAGGAAAAGGAUCAACAAAGCCAGCCAACAUCUCGGAUUAUGAUUCCGUGAAGGAACCUAGCCGUCUUAUUUACUCUAAAAAUCGGAAACUUCAUGAUAUCAAAUCUCUGACCAUCAAAGUUAACGAUGAUCCUGAUGGUGCUGUGCCGGGCUUUUUGCAUAUUCCCGCCUCACGUCCGUCAAAACCAGAUUUUGCAGCCAUUUUAUUGUCUGGAGCAGGUGGUGGUGUGGUAGGGCCAUCAUCGAUAUAUAUGUCCAUCGCCGAGAAACUUUCAAGCUUGGAUACGGGAAUACCGGUUAUGCGUCUUGAUUAUCGGUAUCCGGCACGAAAUAAAUACUGUACCAGAGACGUCCUAGCUGCGAUGGAUUAUAUCGAAUCCAAUUACUCCAUCUCGAAGUUUGUCUUGGUUGGAUGGUCUUUUGGCGGUGCACCAGUCUUUGCGGUUGGUGGCAUGGACUCCAGAGUCAUUGCUUGUGCGACAGUGGCAAGCCAGACAGCAGAGACGGAAGGGAUCAGAAACCUUGCACCCCGACCAGUACUCUUGCUUCAUGGAAAAGCGGAUCGGACUUUGUCACCAAGUUGCUCACGGAAUCUGUAUGAGCUUUACGGUCCGAGAGGUGAUCGAAGGAUACAUAUUUUCGAUGGCGAUGAUCAUUCGUUGACAAGACAUGCUGCAAAGGCAGAGGAAAUGCUUUGUGAUUUCAUUGCGGAGGUUGGUGGAUUGAAGAUUAGCGAGACUGAUCAGGAAGAUGUUGUGAGGAAGGAGUUGGUUGAUGAUGGUGAGAGGGUGGAGUUGAUGAAGAAGGGUGGUGAUUUGAGGGGUGAGGAACGGGUGGAGUGA
Messenger RNA from Glarea lozoyensis ATCC 20868, 882 nucleotides. Its product is annotated as alpha/beta-Hydrolase. The coding region runs from base 1 to 882 and encodes 293 amino acids. The record is from RefSeq and is a predicted model, not a curated record. Lineage: Eukaryota; Fungi; Ascomycota; Leotiomycetes; Helotiales; Helotiaceae. The transcript has a single exon.